GGUAACAUGCUAGCUAGCUAACAACACAAGCCUGCGAAGUGUUUACUUUUGUGAAACAAUGUAGCUAACUAAUCAAAUUGUGAAACUGUCUUGGAUCUGAACAUUAACAUGCAUCGCUUGCGGUACGGUUUUGGAAGCAUCUUUAAUACCAGGGAAAAAUAAAAUAGAUUCAAUUGAUACACAUUUUUAACAGGGUUAGUGUACUGUUCUGUUCCCCCAAGGCCAUAUCUCCACGUUCCAGCGAGAGAAAAUAUCCCCUCUGUAAUAAAGAUUUGCAUGCAUCUAUAAUCACAUUUGCGUAGUGGCAUACAGUUGAGCAGACACGUUUUUAGGAUUUCAAUUUUGUUUUUUGUUUUUUUACACGGUCUGGAAAAACAUUGGCAUUACAUAAAAACACAUUUCAUGCAUGUCUAUGUCAUUUACGUGAUAGAAGACAUGAGCAGAAUUUUGUAUUUUUUAUACCACACAAAUUGCCAAAUGCAGGCUACUGUGUAACUUGCUAUUCAGUAUCUUUGCAAAGAACCAUGGAUAGAUGAUGCCACUCAAGAACCUGCGAACUGCAAGGACAUGAUAGCUUGGGUGGAAUGCCUACCUGCUCCGAAUGUCAGCUGCCGCUUGUCCAACGGGACAGAGUUUCGGUUCAGCGGAGAGGAAGUGGGCUUCAACCAGAGCAUCCCCUGCAGGAAUGUGAGUGGUUACUCCUACAAAAUAGCAGUGGCCUUGUCCCUCUUCCUGGGGUGGUUAGGUGCUGAUCGUUUCUACCUGGGAUACCCAGCUUUAGGGCUGCUCAAGUUCUGCACUGUGGGCUUCUGUGGGAUUGGGAGCUUGGUGGAUUUCAUGUUGAUCUCAAUGCAGAUAGUGGGUCCAUCGGAUAAGUCUGACUACAUAGUGGACUACUACGGUGCCAGACUCACACGCCUCUCCAUCACCAACGACACCUAUAGAAGAACCCAGAUCUCACCCUGAGGGUGGGUACACGAGUAUAGCAUGUUAGACACGCCGCACCGGGGUACACGGGUGAAUCUCAAGUCUAUAGCAUGUUAGUUAGAGACAACAGUCAUUCGCUGUGUAAUUGUGGAAACCCAGAACAAACAUGUAAUGUAACUGCAUCCGCUACCAUUUACAUGUUAUGAAGUCUGUCCACGAGAGAUGAGCCACUUUAUAACAGUUUGCACGUCUUUUCACCUAACGGUGUACAUACACGACAUUGUUCGUCGAACAUCUCAUUCUAAAAUCAUGAGUUGGUCCCCCUUUUGCUGCAAUAGCAGCCCUCACUCUUCUGGGAAGGCUUUUCACUAGAUGUUGGAACAUUGCUGCGGGGACUUGCUUCCAUUCAGCCACAAGAGCAUUAGUGAGGUCGGGCACUGUUGUUGGGGCGAUUAGGCCUGGCUCGCAGUCGGCAUUCCAAUUCAUCCCAAAGGUAUUCGAUGGGGUUGAGGUCAGGGUUUUCUGCAGGCCAGUCAAGAUUUUCCACACCGAUCGCGACAAACCAUUUCUGUAUGGACCUUGCUUUUUGCACGGAGGCAUUGUCCUGCUGAAACAGGAAAGGGCGAGAUAUCAUGGCUGUGUGUUCAAUUUGAUACACCUGUCAGCAACGUGGUGUGGCUGGAAUAGAAGAUUUCACUAAUUUGAAGGGGUGUCCACAUACUUUUGUAUAUAUUGUCAUUUUGAAUGUCCACUUAUUACAUCUGCAUGACAUUCUUAUUACAGCUGUAUGACAUUCAAAAUUAUAUGUACAUGAGCCCACACUGUACAGUCUGCUAGGCAUCACAUGAGAAUUUAACACUGACUCUAUCAAAUAUAUAAGUUCAACAACAAAAUACUGCAUGCAACCUCUUUUCUGUCGUUUCAGGGCGAAAGUGAAAAACAACAACAUGCUGUCUGAAUGCUGUCGUUUUAAAUUAUGCCCCUCUUUUGGCAUCCGAUUUUUCACCCGACCAGCACAUACAAACUAUUCCGAGUCCACUUCUCCUGUCUGCAUGUACCCCCAAUGUCAGGAGUAGAGCCUGUGAAGCGAGACUUCGUCUCUCCUUGCUUCUUUGUCCUUCAUUCCUUGUCUUCUCAAAAUGCAUUUGAACAAUUGGAUACCACGAAAUUGGGGAGAAAAGGGGGUAAAAUAAAAAAAUAAAAAAUGCAUUUGAACAUCAAAUCUGAGGAGAUGAGGAUACAAGGAAAGACUUGAGAUUCACCCGUGGACACGAGCUCAGGUCCCGGAGGGUUACAGUACAGGCUUUUGUUCCAACACAACAUUAACCACACCGUGUAGCUCUCCAGUACCAGUGGGUUGAUGACCACCACCAUAGCGCUUCAAGUCAUCGUUGUUAUACUCCUAUGAGAAUCUAGAAUCUGCAAACAUAAUGUCAUCUGUGGUUUUUGAGUAUGUCUGGCAGCAAGGGAACUAAUUGUACCGUAUGACUGUCUUUUUGCUUUCAUUUUGUCAUUUGAGAUUUUUGUAAAUAAAGUGAUCAUUUAAUGAA
Messenger RNA from Oncorhynchus mykiss (rainbow trout), 2477 nucleotides. The record is from RefSeq and is a predicted model, not a curated record. Lineage: Eukaryota; Metazoa; Chordata; Actinopteri; Salmoniformes; Salmonidae.